CACUGUACCUAAUACACUCAGUGUAUAUACUACACAGUGUACACACACAGUCUAUACACACAGGCUACUCUAUGCAUGCUGUACACACACAAACACACAAACAAACUUUUCCCCACUGAACUGCCUACAGUAUCUUUGAUCCCGCCUUCAUAAAACACUCCUUUAAUAUAGCUAUAGAUGGAGUAUCUAGUAGGACAUUGUGCUCCCUUCAGAGAAGCCAACCCAGUUAGUAUCCUGAUUCUCAACUCUUCUCCCAAAGUGAGAAGUAUGGAUUUAUCAAUGGUGGAAACUUCCUCCAGCCAACGCUUGAAUCAAAUCUAUGAUGGGGAGUAUGCCAGUGCACACUCCUGGAAGAAGAGAAUCAGAACAGAGAAAGGGAGACAAAUGCAGCACACUCCGGGGUGAAGCUACAGAUCUUGGAUCAGUUUUCCCUCUCCCUCAUCAUAACCUUAACCAUUAGUGUAGAGAAUUGGCCCAAAACUGAUCCAAGAUCAGCGUGUAGGGGCAUCUUCACUGUACAACACAGUAAUGUGACCCUCUCUCAUUGCCCCUGGUUGUGCAGACAGCGAGAUUCUGAAUAACAGAUCUAGUGAUGGUACACUGCAUAUUCUCUUGAGUGUCGUGGCCUUAAGGUGCCUCUGUGAUGUUUGUGUUGGUAUCCCACUGGGGCACAAGGUUGAAUCAGCCUUGUUUUCACGUCAUUUCAACCCCCCAAAAAUCGAUGUGAUGACAUUGAAACAACUUAAGAAGAUUUAUUUAUUUAUCAACCAACUUUUAACAACUUCUAAACUAGACGUUGAACUGACGUCUGUGCCCAGUGGGAUAGUUGUUGUCUUUAGGUGUCAUUUCGGCUCUCACAACUUGGAGUGCUUUGGUGGCUUCUUUUCUGAAGCAUGGUUGUUUUUGGUGUCUAAAUGUUGUUGGGUCAGGUGAUGUUGUUGGGUCAGGUGAUGUUGUUGGGUUAGGUGAUGUUGUUGGGUUAGGUGAUGGUGAUGUUGUUGGGUCAGGUGAUGUUGUUGGGUCAGGUGAUGUUGUUGGGUCAGGUGAUGUUGUUGGGUUAGGUGAUGUUGUUGGGUUAGGUGAUGGUGAUGUUGUUGGGUCAGGUGAUGUUGUUGGGUCAGGUGAUGUUGUUGGGUCAGGUGAUGUUGUUGGGUCAGGUGAUGUUGUUGGGUCAGGUGAUGUUGUUGGGUCAGGUGAUGUUGUUGGGUGAUGGUGAUGUUGUUGGGUUAGGUGAUGGUGAGGCUGUUGGGUCAUGUGACGUUAGGUUAGGUGAUGGUGAUGUUGUUGGGUUAGGUGAUGGUGAUGUUGUUGGGUUAGGUGAUGGUGGUGAUGUUGGGUUAGGUGAUGGUGGUGAUGUUGGGUUAGGUGAUGGUGAUGUUGUUGGGUUAGGUGAUGGUAAUAUUGUUGGGUCAUGUGAUGUUGGUUUAGGUGAUGGUGAUGUUGUUGGGUCAUGUGAUGUUGUUGGGUUAGGUGAUGGUGAUGUUGUUGGGUUAGGUGAUGGUAAUAUUGUUGGGUCAUGUGAUGUUGUUGGGUUAGGUGAUGGUGAUGUUGUUGGGUCAUGUGAUGUUGUUGGGUUAGGUGAUGGUGAUGUUGUUGGGUUCGGUGAUGGUGAUGUUGUUGGGUUAGGUGAUGGUGAUGUUGUUGGGUUAGGUGAUGGUAAUAUUGUUGGGUCAUGUGAUGUUGUUGGGUUAGGUGAUGGUGAUGUUGUUGGGUCAUGUGAUGUUGUUGGGUUAGGUGAUGGUGAUGUUGUUGGGUUCGGUGAUGGUGAUGUUGUUGGGUUAGGUGAUGGUGAUGUUGUUGGGUUCGGUGAUGGUGAUGUUGUUGGGUUAGGUGAUGGUGAUGUUGUUGGGUUAGGUGAUGGUGAUGUUGUUGGGUUAGGUGAUGGUGAUGUUGUUGGGUUAGGUGAUGGUGAUGUUGUUGGGUUAGGUGAUGGUGGUGAUGUUGGGUUAGGUGAUGGUAAUGUUGUUGGGUUAGGUGAUGGUGAUGUUGUUGGGUUAGGUGAUGGUGGUGAUGUUGGGUUAGGUGAUGGUAAUGUUGUUGGGUUAGGUGAUGGUGAUGUUGUUGGGUUAGGUGAUGGUAAUAUUGUUGGGUCAUGAUUAGAAUGUAAAAAGGUUGUGUCUUAUUGUUUCCACACAAACAAGCACUGCUUACUUAGUCUCUUUGGAAAGACUGGUGGAACUUUCGAUUGAAGACAUUACCGUCUGUAUUUUCAAUGUCAUGAGCCUGUUUUUCCCCCCUUUCAGCCAAAGCUCAGCUGAGCACUGACUGACCAUUGACACAGACGCCAAGACACCGACAGGACAUCCGUGAAUGAAAAUAAUCGAUGGGCAAAGGAUCUAAUACUAAUCAUUUUCAGCAAUUAAAGCCAGAGUGAUGUUUUAUAAUACUUUUAAUUGGAGUUACUCGAAACUCAACGAGAGCAUUGAAACUGUGCGUGUACCUAAUGUUAAGUUUGAAUUGGAGUUGUGUUUUGCACUUUAAUGUUGUGUGUAAUUGUCAACACUAAUAGUUUUUGAAGUGUGGUCUAUAUUUCUAAACAAAAAGUUCUAAACAAUGUUUUAUAGGUCGUUGAGAUGGAAAUGUAAUUAUGACAUGAAUCAUAUAUUUAUUUUAUUUUGACUAAUGAAAGACAAUCUUGGACCAAAUUGCAACUUUGUAGCUCAGCACUGCCAUGUAAACGCUUUUGCCAAUCAACUGUAUUGUAUUAUGUGUAAUUUAAAAGGGAAAUAAAACCAUAAUGAUGUUUUCUGGAAAUAAAGGUUUUAACAAAACAUGUUGCCUCCUGUCCAGUUCUCUCUCAAUAUUUAAUCAUGAACACACGUAUACGGUCAAUGUGUCAUAAAUCAACUCACUUCAAACAGUAAAUGCAAGACGAUUCAAACACGAGCAUGUUUAUUUUGGGCUCAAUUCCAGCCAUAGUGCUUAAGAUCGGCUUUAUAGCGCAAUUGACAAUUAAAGGGAUCACUCUUAACAUUUCCCCCAAAAAAUGUAAUGACAAGACAUGGAAAAUUACAACAUUGUCUCACUAAUGCAUUUCCACAAAAUACACAUGCGCAGCAGAUUUGGCAACAACAAAAAAGCACAUUAUCCAUACAGGUUGUUGCAUGGAAUCCUUUUAGCCUGGCAUAUUUACUUCACACAAAGUGGCCAUCAAUUAAAAACACACAUAACUGACAUUGCUCGACUGCACACCAGAUCCGAAUGCAGUUGAGUUUGCAGUUUUGAGUUCUCAUUAGAACUGAAAAUUAGAUCCCGGUCCGACCCAAGUCCGUAAAGCUUGAAGCCCGAGCCCAGGCCUGACAUCACAGAAAUUAAAUUAGCCCCAACCUGGAAAAAAAAGCCAGAUUUCUAGAAAAAUAAGUAUAAUGAUUUAAAUUGGUUUUGAGAACAAGGCGGGUGGCAGCACAGUGAGGAGAUGAGGAAAUAGCCAUUGGAAAUAGAAAAGGCGCAGAGAGAAAAACUCACCUUAGUUAUGAUCAACUGAAUGAUUAAAAUAUAGGCUAAUGCAAUUGAAGGCAUGUAUCAAAUUCUUGCUUAUACUGUA
Molecule: messenger RNA, 3544 nt
Organism: Oncorhynchus mykiss (rainbow trout)
Lineage: Eukaryota; Metazoa; Chordata; Actinopteri; Salmoniformes; Salmonidae
Source: RefSeq, a predicted model, not a curated record